UUUCGUCGGUUCAUCUAAUCAUUUUGCUUCGAAGUGCAGCAGAGUAAAUAGUUUAGUGUUUACUUCAUCGUGUUUGAUAAAUAUCGAUUGCCGUUUUAUCUCGUCGGAAGUUGGUGGCACUAAAUUUCCUCAUACCUAUUUGGACUGUGAACUCGGGAGGUUUAGUUAACCAGUGUUCGAGGUGGCCAUCAUAUUAAAUUGUAUCCUGAGGAUACUGCGUUGCUGCUUGCUUGUCGAAAUACAUACGCAAAAUACCAGCAACAUUUGUGCGGAUAAUCCCCAAAAGUGGUGUAUUGUGAACGAAAUCGAAUAAAAAUGUGUUGAAGAAAUCGCUUUUUGUACGGAAAAAAUAGUUUCAGCAAAGAAAAAUAUUCCCAAAUGUACCUAAUAUUUUGACAAAGUGAAAGUGCGAUGAAAAUAGAAUACCCACCAAGAGGGCACUGCAUAUAAUUUCUGUACCUGUGUGUUUCCUUAGCUAAAAGGGAAAGUGUACCUACACCUAGUGUCCGGUGGUCAACAGGAUGUGAUAAUUGUGAAAGGUUAUUUUUGAAAAUAGGUAGUGUACACUCACAGAAAAAGCUGACCAUUAACUGAACAACAGUAAAAGAACUUUCCAAAAUGGACGAGGAGGAGGAUGUGGCCGAUAUCCGCGAGCAAAUAUUCCACAAUACCGUCCGGGAGCAUAUCAUAUUUUUGCUGUUAUUUCUUCUGCUGUACCUUGGUAGUUUUGCACUAAUCAAUCGUUUCAGACGACGCGACCGAGAGGAUUUAUUCUCCACAGACGACGACGAAAUUACCGUUUAUAGAAUUAGUUUAUGGUUGUGCACAUUUUCCCUGGCCGUAGCGCUAGGUGCAGCACUACUCCUACCAAUAUCGAUUGCCAGCAAUGAGGUUCUGCUACUGUACCCCAGCAGCUACUACGUAAAAUGGCUCAACAGUUCACUGAUUCAGGGUCUAUGGAAUCAUGUGUUUCUGUUCUCCAAUCUGGCGCUCUUUGUACUGCUUCCCUUUUCCUAUCUGUUCACCGAGUCGUCAGGCUUCAGUGGCCAUAAAAAGGGCGUGAUGGCACGCGUCUACGAGACCUUCACUGUGUUCUCUCUGCUCGCGUUUAUCGUGUUCGGCAUGACAUACGUCAUUUCAGCGCUCCGGGAUCCCGACAGAAGUACUUUCCAGGCACUAUUUAAUUUAGGGAAAUACCAUCUACCAUUCUUGUACUCCUGUGUCUCGUUUUUGGGAGUAUUGUUGCUUCUAGUGUGCACGCCCAUGGGUUUCGUGAGACUGUUCGGCGUCGUUGGACAGGUACUGGUCAAGCCAAACCUGCUGCGUGAUGUGAACGAUGAAUUUCACGCCUUCAACCUGGAGGAGGCAACUGUGAGACGAAAGCUUGCCAACGCGAAUAUAAAUAUUGAACUUAAAAGCAUCACAACCGUCGACUACGCACCGUCGAAGUUGGUUUCCGGCCUCGAGGAUUUGUAUCAAAUCCGAGCUGCCAAUGGUGGCGUUAACAGCAACAGCAGCAGCAGUAGUAUUAGCGAGGCUGCAAAACUUUUCGAAAGACUGAGAGAGCUUGAGUCUGAGCGCAAACUUUUAGAUAAGCAACGCAGCUCGUCGGCGUUGCAGCGAAAUCUUGUCUAUCCAGUGGCGAUGUUACUGCUGCUACUACUUACCGGAAUCACCGUACUGUUGGUGGUUCAAAACACACUGGAACUGCUGAUAGGGAUUAAGGCAGUGCCACUGAGUACACGGCAAUUCACAUUGGGCAUAACGUCCCUGUCAAAACUUGGCCCUCUGGGAGCAGCCCUCGAAGUGUGUAUCAUAAUGUAUCUAGGUGUGACCUCGGCGGUCGGUCUCUAUACAAUGCCAUUCAUGCGAAACGUUCGUCCGCAGCGACGGAAGACCUCACUAUCGCAGCUCAUCGCUAACUGUGGACUGGUAUUGAUACUGAGUUCCGCGCUGCCAUUGCUGUCCAGAAUUUUGGGCAUUACCAACUUCGAUCUGCUGGGAGAUUUCGGCCAGAUCGAAUGGCUCGGUAACUUCCUGAUCGUGCUGCUGUACAAUGUCAUCUUCGGUACGGCUGCCACGCUCUGUCUGGUGAACAAAUUUACGGCUACCGUGCGGCGGGAAUUGUGCGCACGAUUGCGAGCCCUAUUUGACUAUAGCAGCCAUCUGGAGUCCAGCAUUUGUCACAGUUCCCUUGCCCAGCUGACCGCUCACAGUCAUCAGCAUAAUCACCAUCCAACGGAUGAACCGAAUGACGCGCAAACCACCUGCCAUAAAAUGAAUAACUACGAGCGAAAUGUAGAACCUGCGAGUAGUACUGGGAUAUCAAUAGCCUCCAAUGUUGAGGGAGAGUGUAAGAAAACGAUCUGAAAAAAUAAUGCUCGUUCCGCUUUUAUCGGAUUUUAUCCAAACUGCUUCAAUCAUUGGUGUUAUGUUGGACCAAAGUAUAGGCCAACAUUCUCUGCUACAUGAAAUGACUGAUAUCACAGCAAGCACACAAGAAAAUUCGUAUCAGUAUUGUAAAAUUUAAACUAAAAAUUUAUUACAUCAACUGUUUGCAAGUGAAAAAAUCUAGGCUAUAUUAUCAAAAGAAAAUUCCGAUAAAAUUGCGAUUAAUGGUAUCCUUUAUCCAGGUGUAGUAAUGAGACACUCUGGUGAAACCAUCCGGAAAACCAGCAGCACAGCUACGCUCUGGUGGAAACCCUAGCCCGAAGCUGGCAACUCCAAUUACUUUUCCUUGCUUUACCAGAGGACUGCCCGAA
Messenger RNA from Sabethes cyaneus, 2762 nucleotides. RefSeq names its product protein Lilipod (gene lili). The transcript is spliced from 11 exons. The record is from RefSeq and is a predicted model, not a curated record. NCBI's taxonomy places the organism in Eukaryota, Metazoa, Arthropoda, Insecta, Diptera, Culicidae. Gene Ontology annotation, biological process: signal transduction. Gene Ontology annotation, molecular function: transmembrane signaling receptor activity. Bases 619 to 2370 code for a protein of 583 amino acids.